AUGGCGACACCAGCGAAUUCGUCGACGGAGCCUUUUCCCGUACUCUUUAUUGGCGGUGGAAAUAUCACAUUCGGAAACGACAAUGUCCAUUGGAACCACUCCUUGCGUAUAGAGAGAUACCUCGGUUCUCGGCUGGACGUAGUCGGGAUCGUGGAUCCCUCUGAGGACAGAGUGAUCAAAGUCCUUGCCCAGAAGAGAACUUCAUCGGCCGCAUCAUGCUACUUACGCACCCAACGUUUUGACGGCUUGGAUGAAGCAGCAUCCACCCUGAAGGCCAACGGGGUGUCUCCAAAACUCAUCAUUCUGGCUGUGCCCCCACAUCUCCGAGGCACACUGGAACCUGGCCACAAUCUGGAGGAACAGGUCAUCAAGGCUUUUGGGAAAUCCCCCGCAAUCUUCUGCGAAAAGCCCGUGUCGACAGCCCGCCCUCAUGAAGUCGUCGCCGUGGUCGAGCUUCUGGAACGGUCUGGAAAUGUCAUCUCUGUUGGCUACAUGCUGCGAUACCUCAAGGUCGUGCAGAAAGCUAUGUCCAUCAUUCGGGAGAAUGAUCUGAUGGUCAUGGCCGUCAACGCUCGGUACACAGUUGCGUACUCCAAGAUGAGAAAGUUUAACUGGUGGGACAAGUCCAAGCAGUGCGGCCCGAUCGUGGAACAGGCGACGCAUUUUUGCGACCUGUGCAGGUACCUUGGCGGUGAGGUGGCCAUGGACAGCGUAAGAGCGCUUGCCCUGGAACACUCGGAGCCGCCAGGAAAGCUGUCUCACAUGUCGGCUGAAAUAGACGAUUCCAGAGUUCCUGAGCACGAGCGGAUCCCUCGGGCAACGAUGGCUAUGUGGAAAUUUCGGAGUGGUGCGAUAGGCUCGUUGGCUCAUAUCAUUGCACUGCAUGGCACAAGGUAUUCAAACGAGAUUGUCGUCACAGCUGAUGGCUACCAACUCCGCCUUGUGGAUUUGUACACCACGCCUACACUAUAUGUCCGAACACCCCUAUCGGAGAAAGAGGAAGUCUUUGCCUACCAAGACGAUGAUCCCUUUUACUCGGAGUUUGCCGCCCUCUUUGACUCGAUUGAAUCCGAACCUCGAGAUGUAGAUGUUGGCAGAACGGCUGGCUCUACAGACCCUGCCGCCACACCAGGACGCAUACUUUCCACCUACGGUGACGCACACAAAACAUACGAGUUCACGUGGAGAAUCAGAGAUGAGAGCGAGCGGCCCAGUGGUUCCCGGUGA
Molecule: messenger RNA, 1227 nt
Organism: Lasiodiplodia theobromae
Lineage: Eukaryota; Fungi; Ascomycota; Dothideomycetes; Botryosphaeriales; Botryosphaeriaceae
Product: NAD-binding Rossmann fold oxidoreductase
Exons: 4
Coding region: 1-1227 (408 amino acids)
Molecular function (GO): nucleotide binding
Source: RefSeq, a predicted model, not a curated record